This is a messenger RNA of Trichoderma harzianum CBS 226.95, 1484 nucleotides long. RefSeq lists its product as hypothetical. Lineage: Eukaryota; Fungi; Ascomycota; Sordariomycetes; Hypocreales; Hypocreaceae. The record is from RefSeq and is a predicted model, not a curated record. The transcript has 2 exons. The coding region runs from base 282 to 1484 and encodes 400 amino acids.
GGUCCAAGAAUGGAUGCUGCGCCUGUAGAGAGAGACGAAUUAAAUGUGAUGAAGUAUUACCAGCGUGUGGGCGGUGUGCACGCCUAAGCUUGAAUUGUUGUAAACCGGAACCAUCAAUCCCCCUUAGGCUCCGGAGACGCGGUUAUGGCUCUAUCAAAUCGCGAAACACCUGGGAGCCUCCGAACAUUUUGCCGAAUGUACAGCAGCAGAGUCCAAGUUCGCCUCUCAGUUCUCCAGCUCUUGAAGGAGACGGUGUCCCACCGUCAGAUGCCGGCUCGUCAAUGAGCCAUGAGUGUCAAGGCUUCUCUACAGCCAGCCGCGGCGGCGCUUCAGUCUCCCUGGUUACACCUGUGGUGACUGAGGAUGCGUUAUCUACCACACCAAGACCUCUAUCCGGGGAAGCAAUCACUGAGCCGCAGCAAGAGGCAUAUAUGUUACUAUCGCCUUCAUCUGCUCAGUCCCAUGUGCUACUUGAUAACACUUUCGACAUGAUCCUUCCCGACAACGGCAUGGAGGAGACAUCUUGGCUUGGCGACAGUGAUUUAUGGGAACCGACUCUCCCUCCAUUCCCUACCGUCACUACAGGAACACCGAAUAUCCCUUCACAAUCUCAGUGGAUUGGAAGUAUCAGCGCUUUAACCACUCCUGCACUUCAAGCAGACAUGAUUGCCGCACACUCGAAUUCAUCUACUUGGCCACAUUCCAUACAAGUAUCCUCCGACCUACGUCAGCUCUCUUCGCCCAGAUUAUCUCUGCAUUUUGACCUACCAGAUGCCCUCAACCUCGACAAAUACGAGAAGAGAGCGUUAGAAUACUACCAGGGUCAAUACACAGACUUACGUCGCGUAAAAGGAUUCUCCUGGUCGGCUUAUUCCAUAUUUCUUACUAUUGCUUUGAAGGAAGACGUGGUCCUUCGCUUGAUGUUGGCUGUCUCACUACAAGGCAUGUCCCAUCACAGUCACGACGAAGGCAUUUCGCUAUCAAGUAAAGCGAACCUCAACAAGGGGCUGAAACUCCUACACCGAAUCCUUCUACAGGAGCAUCCUGACCACCUUGUUGUGAUGGUCUCAUUCUGGCUGCUCAUACUAUGCACAAUGGAUAACGCUGCCUCUUCAACAGGACUGCAGAGGCGAGAUCUGAGUGCAAAGAUCCACAAUUAUGUUAUCACGCAUCGCCUCUACAAUCGAUGCGGUUCUGCUGCCGAAGAUGAUGCUGUGAAAUCGAAUAAAAUCUUACAUAAUGAGACAGCCUUUCAUAGUCUCAUCUACAAACUUCUUGGAAUGCUCAUCUAUGCCGAUGUGCAACUAAAUUUCGUCUCACAUGGGGGUAAACUCUCUGAUCUUCUUCUCGAGGGAGACUGUAUGCGGCGCAUACGACAAAUAUCUCGAAACUACCUAUAUCUCAACCACGGCAACAGAUAUCCGUCUUCAGAGCUCACUUACGAUAUAGAAAGUGUCGAGUGCUAUGACGUAUAUCAUGAGUAG